Messenger RNA from Mercurialis annua (annual mercury), 1762 nucleotides. Its product is annotated as AAA-ATPase At3g50940-like. NCBI's taxonomy places the organism in Eukaryota, Viridiplantae, Streptophyta, Magnoliopsida, Malpighiales, Euphorbiaceae. The transcript has 3 exons. The coding region runs from base 150 to 1709 and encodes 519 amino acids. Gene Ontology annotation, molecular function: ATP hydrolysis activity; ATP binding. The record is from RefSeq and is a predicted model, not a curated record.
GUGCAAUUUCGUCCUUUAAAGAUAUAUAAGAUUUGAUCACGAAAAUUUUUCAAAUUUUUUUCACUUCCAACUCCGAAUUUUUCUCCAUUUAUACCCUUCCUUAAUUCACACUCUAAAGCCUCAACUAAAAAAAAUAGUAACCUACCAUAAUGCACUACAACACAAAGAUCAUGAAGAUCCUCACCGUCGCCAAGGAUAUGCCGUCCACCACCAAAGCAAUCGUCGCCGCCGCCGCCUCCACCGCGGCCACGGUCAUGGUCAUCCGCACCGUCGCCAGGGACUGUCUGCCAACGGAGCUACGUAACUAUAUUUACUACAAACUCAACAAUUUUGUGCAGUUUUUCUCGUCAACCCUAACCCUAGUUAUCCAAGAAUACGAUAGCUUGAACCAUAGCCAUCUUUUUAAAGCUGCAGAGCUUUAUCUUGAGCCCAUUAUUUCUCCGAACACGAACCGGCUCAAGAUUUCACUGCCGAGUUUAUCGGAAAGUAAAGUCUCGGUUUCUUUAGAUAAAAAUCAAGAAAUCUUUGAUACGUUCAGAGGAAUCACAUUGAAAUGGAAGUUGGUAUCGAGAGAAGUACGUGCAAAUCAUGUUCCGGGCUCGAGUAGUUCUAACCAGGUAACCGAACAUAAAUAUUUUGAAUUGAGUUUUCACAGGAAGCACAAGGACAUGGUUCUUGAUGAUUAUAUAAAGAAUGUGAUUCAAAAAUCUAAAGAAAUUAGAGCUGAGAAAAAGAAAUUGAAGAUUUUUACGUUGAGGCAAGAUAUGGCGAUGGUUCGGAGAGGAAAUGUAUGGCAACCGGCGAAUUUCGACCACCCUGCAACUUUUGAUAUAUUAGCAAUGGAUAUGGAGUUGAAGGAUAUGAUCAUUAAGGAUCUUGAUAAGUUUGUGAAGAGGAGGGAUUAUUAUAAGAGAGUUGGUAAGGCUUGGAAACGGGGGUAUUUGUUGUAUGGACCGCCCGGGACUGGGAAAUCGAGUUUGAUUGCUGCAAUUGCUAAUCAUCUAAAGUUUGAUAUAUAUGAUUUGGAGCUGACUGAUCUUAAGGUUAAUUCUGAUCUGAGGAAGUUGUUGAUUUCGACCGGAAAUAAGUCGAUACUUGUCGUUGAAGACAUUGAUUGCUCAAUUCAGUUGCAGAAUAGGAGUGUAGAAUCAAGAGUUAUUCCUGUUCCUCAUCGUCUGAAUCAAGGUCCUGCUCCUUCGGAAAAGCAGCCUCAGAUGACUCUAUCAGGGCUGCUAAACUUCAUGGACGGAUUGUGGUCGAGCUGUGGAGAUGAAAGAAUCAUAAUUUUCACUACCAAUCACAAAGAAAAGCUUGACCCAGCACUGUUACGCCCAGGUCGAAUGGACAUGCAUAUUCACAUGUCUUAUUGUACCCCGUAUGGAUUCAAGAUUCUGGCAUCCAACUACUCGGGAGUCACAGAGCACCCGUCUUUCGAAAGGAUUGAGGAGCUGAUAAAGAUAACAAAGGCAACUCCUGCAGAAAUAGGUGAGCAACUGAUGCAAAAUGAGGAACCUGAGAUUGCUUUUGGAGGGCUCAUUGAGUUCCUAGAGCACAAGAAGGCUGAAGAAGAUAAGGCAAAGAAGAAGACGGUCACAAAAAGGAAGACACAGAGUGAUGAAAGAACAGCUACUAAAAUGAAGGAAGAGUCAGAAAGAUCAGAAGCGGAUACAUCGCAAAAGACCGAUCAAAUGGAGAAAGAAAGCAAUUAGAAGAAAUAUUAAGUAUCAAAAAUAUAUAUAUUAAGUGAAACAAAGCAUGGUAU